Molecule: messenger RNA, 1575 nt
Organism: Symbiodinium sp. CCMP2456
Lineage: Eukaryota; Dinophyceae; Suessiales; Symbiodiniaceae
Source: the annotation of a GenBank genome assembly
GUGAAAGUGCAGAUGGCCUGGCAGCCCCAUUCUUUUGAGCUUCACAAGGGGCCCGGCAGAACCUUGUGGGAGCUGCACGGAAGCUUUACGUCAGAGGUGCCUUGCACUCUGACGGUCUGCUUCUUCUGCAGAGAGAGGAGCUCUCCCAACGACCAAAAGGUCCUUCUGACUUACGAGCCGGCGGAUGGCAAGGCGCCGACUGGGUGGACGCAGCAGUAUCCUGCUGGUAAGCACGACGUGCGGCUUGAGGGUCCCCGGUCCAUCGACGUUCAGCGGCAUCCGCUGGAGGUCUUCUGGAGGCUGAAGAAGAGCCUCCCGGACGUCCUCCCCAUCGUCUUCGCCUUGGAAGCCGGAGGUCGGCUGGUGAUUGCGAACGCGGGCGUGGCCUCGGUUGCCUCGACCAUCUUCGUGAGGGUGGCCUUGGGGACGCUCCUAGAGCGCUUUGGCCCCGUGAACGUUCAGUGCGGCUUAAUGUCCUUCGGGGCUUUUUGGGUGGCCAUGGCGGCCGCCAUUACGGCUCCAUGGAACUACACGCUGAUACGUUUCUUCAUAGGUUGCGCUGGCGCCACAUUCGUGACCAAUCAGUUCUGGUGCUCGCUGAUGUUUGCGCCCAACGUUGUCGGCACGGCCAACGCCACCGCAGCCGGUUGGGGCAACCUGGGAGGUGGCGUGACCCAGAUUUUCAUGAUGUCAGUACUUUUCAAUCCUAUGGUGGCCUCCGGAAUGGAGCCGAAUGUCGCUUGGCGUGUCUCCAUGGUGGUGCCAGCGGUCAUGUUCGUAGUUUGUGCCAUCUGCAUGAAGCUCAUGUGCUGGGAUAUGCCUACGGCACGCAACUACGAUCCGACCGUGACCGGCAAGACACAAAAGCCUUCGAUGUGGGACUAUGUCGAGGUGCUGCGCGACGUUCGUGUCGUGGUCAUGAUAUUCCAAUAUUCCGCAUGCUUCGGCACAGAGCUCGCAAUGAACAAUCAGUUGGCCACACAUUUUCGGACAUACUUCCAGAUGGAUGCAGGUGAUGCCAGCGCCCUGGCGGGUGCUUUCGGCCUGAUGAAUCUUUUCGCAAGAUCGCUGGGAGGCAUCAGCAGCGACAUUUGCUACAAGUACUUCGGCUUCCGCGGCCGCAUUUGGGCUCAGUUCCUGGCACUCUUUUUCGAAGCUAUCUUCCUUUUCAGCUUCAGCAAGGUGGACAAUUCCCAACCUUGGUAUGUGGCCUUGGCAGUCUUGGUUUGCUUCUCGCUCUUUGUGCAGAUGGCGGAGGGCACCUCCUACGGCAUCGUGCCUUUUAUGAACAGGAAGCAACUUGCCGUUGUGUCCGCGCUUGUGGGUGCCGGUGGAAAUCUCGGGGCAGUGAUUGCAGGCUUCUGCUUUUACAAGCCGAUCCAGGAUGCGCUGCUGCCUUUCCAGGUCCAUGCGGGCUAUGUAAUGUUUUGGGCGCUGCUGAGCCCCUGCUACUACUGGUCCGAGAUGGGUGGGAUGUUCCAUGGACCGGCACAGAGCUUCGAGAAGGGCAGGACCCAAAGCAGCGAGUCCGAGUCUUACACGGAGUCCGAGGCCACCAGCGAGAACUGCAUGUGA